Messenger RNA from Sitodiplosis mosellana (orange wheat blossom midge), 1253 nucleotides. Its product is annotated as SOSS complex subunit B homolog. Gene Ontology annotation, cellular component: SOSS complex. NCBI's taxonomy places the organism in Eukaryota, Metazoa, Arthropoda, Insecta, Diptera, Cecidomyiidae. The coding region runs from base 273 to 953 and encodes 226 amino acids. Gene Ontology annotation, molecular function: DNA binding. Gene Ontology annotation, biological process: double-strand break repair via homologous recombination; mitotic cell cycle checkpoint signaling; response to ionizing radiation. The transcript is spliced from 2 exons. The record is from RefSeq and is a predicted model, not a curated record.
CGUGAAACGUCAAUACGACGGCUCCUUCAUUCAGAUGAGUUGAUGUUAUUCAUACUGUGUAAAAUAUGAAUUAGCGUCAAUAGCUAAUGAAAUACAACGAAAGAAGGCGAGUUUUACACUCAUCAAAGCAGCAAAUAUUUCGACUGAAUUCACAGAAGAGAUGAACUAAACGCAUUGUGUAAACAUUCUGCAUCUGAUUAAUUUGAUUCUUAGCAUCACAUUUCAACACACUGAACUCAAACGGCCUAAUUGUUGUACAGAAAGAGAGAAUAAUGGCAAUGUUUGCACAAAAUAUUUAUAGUGACUGUAUACCGAUCAAAGAAAUCCGGCCCAAUUUGAAGAAUAUCAAUGUGGUGUUUAUCAUUUUAGAAGUGGGCAACGCCACCGUUACAAAAGAGAAUCGAGUAGUGAGAACAUUUAAAGCGGGCGAUCCCACCGCAUGUAUCAAUGUAUCGGUGUGGGAUGAGCCUGGAAACUUAUUAGUACCUGGCGAUAUAGUAAGAUUAACAAAAGGAUAUGCAGCAAUUUGGCGACAUUGUCUCACAUUGUACUCAGGCAAAAACGGUGAUAUCCAUAAAAUUGGCGAAUUCUGUAUGAAUUUCAAUGAACAUCUGAAUAUGAGUGAACCAAAUCCGAAUUUGGCCGCCCCGGUUCCAUUAGCACAGAAAAAUCAAACCGCAUCAUCAUCAGUGCUGAUCAAUAACGGCACCGUGACAUCAAAUAAUAAUAACAAUGGGAAUUCUGUGACCACAACUAUACCGACAACAACGACGAUAUCGUCAAGUGCAGCCGCAACAACUGCAUCAGGAACUUCAUCAAAUGCCGCUUCCACAGCGUCUUUGGCCAAAACAACUGGAUCAAAUCGUACUGGAGCAGCGGCAACAAGCGAACAUAACAAAACAUCAACUACCAGUAAGACGACAGUGAGAGGAGCCAGAAAUAGCCGGAGAUAAUGGAUUUUCAUAGAAACUUAUGUUUUUUUUUUCUUCGCAUGUUCACACACAUUAUACAUAUAUAAAUUUCUUGUACCGCUUCUUGCACUCCAAUUACACUGAUAAUUCAGGUGUUAUUACUUGAUUCCAAAAAGAAAUUUGUUUAAGCUCAAAAAUGGUGAUUUUGCCUUUAACUUACAAUAGCAUGUCAAUCGUAACGCUUAUCAUUGACAAAAUUGGUUGGUUGGAUUUUUUAUGACAAAUAAAUUGGAAGUUCAUCGAAAUAAACAGAAAUGCAACAUUCUUAUAGGUAAUAACAGC